This is a messenger RNA of Electrophorus electricus (electric eel), 1141 nucleotides long. It is a transcript of the gene eva1bb, whose product is annotated as eva-1 homolog Bb (C. elegans). The record is from RefSeq and is a predicted model, not a curated record. Lineage: Eukaryota; Metazoa; Chordata; Actinopteri; Gymnotiformes; Gymnotidae.
GUGUGUGCUGUCUGACUCUAGCUCUCGUAAGGAAAGGCACCUCCCAGAGUUGGGAGCCCUCUCUGACCAGUAAAGUUCCUCCUUUCACACUUCUCCUCCGCUCCCACUUCAGCCCCUCAGAGGAGCAGAACACGGCUCUCAGCCAGCCACCGUGGACGUCCGUAUUCCUGCUGGGAUGAUUUUUGGGAUGCUCGCUAUGUCGAGACAUUAGAAACCUGAUGGUCCAAUAUCAUCAAAACUGCUGAGGACCAAGGCACGAGGGGCGUUAUGGGUACCGAAGCACAGGACUCAGGUGUGUGACAGCCAGAGAGAAGCAGAAUGAAUCCUGUGACAAAGGAUAUGGAACUGCUGAGUAACAGCAUGGCCACUUACGCCCAUAUUAAAGACAACUUGGAGAGCUUCGCGCUGUACUUCAUGCUGGGCGUGUGCUUUGGGCUGCUGCUGGCUCUUACUCUCCUCAUCCUGAGCGCCACCUGCAGGCCACACCCUGCCACGGCGAUGCCCUCCUCUCCCGGCAGGAGGCAGCUCAAGCAGUCCAGCGUGGUAGACGAGAACGAGGCAGAGGACGAGAGCGCUGACCAGGCAGACGGCGAGGAGGCAGAGGUGCCGAAAGUUACCAUGGCGCCCAUGAGCGACCACAGCCCGUCAAACGGGACCAUCAGAAGCAUCAACGUCUUCACCUCUGCAGAGGAGCUAGAGAGAGCUCGGCGACUGGAGGAGAGGGAACGAAUUGUUAGGGAGAUCUGGAGAAAUGGACAACCAGAUAUUCUAGCCACAGGAACUGGCACACUUGGACGGGUACACUACCGCUAGAGGGACAUUACACUUAUUUAACAGUCCCCAAAGUUUCUUUGGUCAAGGACAGCUACAGAUGUAUAAAACUGAGUUUGAGAACCCAGAGUUCAAGUUACUGAAUAGCAAAAGAUGAUGAUCUUGGUCAAUGAAUUGUGCCCUUGUUAAGUGUUCAGUUUGAUGUCUUGUUUUACCCCAUGCACAUUUCCUUAAUCGUGGGAUCUGAGUAUUUGAUAUUUUUUUUAAAGAAAUAGUAGGUCCUGUAUAUUUUGUGUCUACAAAUAUAUAUUGUGUAAUGUUUAGAUCUUCUUUAACUAUUAAAAAAAAUUAAAUUAUUUGUGUAAAAUCA